Molecule: messenger RNA, 1797 nt
Organism: Nakaseomyces glabratus
Lineage: Eukaryota; Fungi; Ascomycota; Saccharomycetes; Saccharomycetales; Saccharomycetaceae
Gene: APM2
Product: Apm2p
Biological process (GO): clathrin-dependent endocytosis; intracellular protein transport
Cellular component (GO): cytoplasmic vesicle; AP-2 adaptor complex
Molecular function (GO): clathrin-cargo adaptor activity
Source: RefSeq, a predicted model, not a curated record
AUGUCCUCUUCGAUAUAUAUAUUUGAUGAGACUUUGGAACCGCUAGUAUCUAAGAGUGUGAAAGGUCUACCGAAUGUCAAUGAGCUAGGAGAUUUGUUCCGAUACCAUGUGCGACAAUCGCAAAACCCUAUUAUAGAUGUGUACAAUUGGCGAUUCGUCUAUAUCAAACGCGAUACACUAUACUUUGUUGCUGUGGUAGAUGCUGCUGAUGAUGCUAUCGCGAACUAUUUAGCGAUUUUAACGUACUUGGAGCAGUUGUACCAGUUAUUUAGGGAUUACGUUGGUGUGAAAGUACUCGAUCGGAACUUAGUAUUAGACAACACAUUGCUAGUCAUGGAGCUCAUUGAUGAAACAUUGGACUACGGAAUUGUUCAAUUGACUGAGCCAAGCAUCAUGAAGGACUAUAUAAGGGUUAGAGUAAAUUUGCCUGAACAACGCAUAAUGCUGGAAGAGAUAUGGAAUACCGAUUCCGAUUCUGACUCGGAUGGGAAUAGUAAAAGGAAACACAAACAUAAGUCAAAAGGGGAUAAAGAUAAACCUGCCUUGGGGAAAGUCCCAUUAUCCAAAGAGGAACUAGACAAAGUGCUCAAGACAAGUAAAGACAAAGUAUACAAAAAAAUUAAGGAUAAUAUAAACGAAUUGGAAAAAAUCGGUAAAUUUAGAGGUAAAGAUGAAUAUGAUGACGAUGCCAAUGAGAAUGAAACAUUCAUAAACAGUUAUAUCGCUAAAACGACGAUCAUGCCCGUAUCUUGGCGUGCGAAGGGUAUCCAUUAUGCAAAAAACGAAUUUUUCCUUGAUGUAAUCGAAAAGUUGCAAUAUUUAGUGGAUUUAGAGUCUGGUAUGGUUAGAAGAAGUCUUAUCCAUGGUCAAAUUGUGUGUAGAUCGUAUUUGUCUGGUAUGCCUAAACUGAAAAUGAGUUUAAACAAACUAUUACAAAAUGAUAAACAGUUUAUUUCUCAGGUACAGUUCCACCAAUGUGUUUCUUUGGAUUCGAUAGAAAAGGUUAUAAAGUAUGCCGAAGAACAUUCAGAUGAACUAAAGACAUUAAAACACACAGAGCAUAAUGCUGAAAGUGAAAUUGAAUUUAUCCCUCCAGAUGGUGAUUUUACAUUAUGUUCUUAUGAACUAAAAAGACAUAUUAGAGAUCCUCCUAUGGUCAAACUUUGCUCAUUUGAAAUAACACCAAAGUGGAAAAAAUAUAAACUCAAAAUUUCUGCUGCAGUAGAAACACACUUUAAGCCAACAAAUUCUACAUCAAAACUAGAUGUUAAGAUUCCCAUUUCCAAGGUAUUCAAGGACUACCAGAUUGAUCUAAAAAAGCCAAUAAAGUUUAAAACAUCGAAUGGUCGAGUAGUCUAUAAUAUUAGCGAUGAUUUCUUAUUAUGGGAGAUCGGUGUUAUUAAAGGUGGUAAAAUGCAUGGCUCAAAGGAAGAUAUAAGCAAGUUUGACAAUGUCGCUACAAUGGCAGCGGAGUUUGGACUAUUCAACGAGGAAGAGUAUGAAAGAGAAAGGAAGGAAAGAGAAACUUCAAUGAAUCCACCACCACUGAGGACAGGCCCUAAGCUUGAAGAUAUAUAUAAAGAAACUCACGAGGAGAAUGACGGAUAUAAUUCUGUGGGUCAAAAGCCAAAGAAUAAUCUCAACUUACUUUCAAUGGAUUUUGAGAUUCCUUACUGCACAUGUAGUGGUUUGAAAGUUGAGUAUUUGAAGAUUGAUGAAGACCAAUUACAAUACCAGUCAUUCCCAUGGGUGAGAUAUAAAACGAUUAACGAUGACGAAUAUGCAUAUAUUAUUUAA